UUUAAAUUGUAUUAAAAGUGAGAUCUCAAACUCGACAAUAAUUUUGGGACAGAAGGAGUAUUACACAAGAAAAGAGAGAGCGCCAUUAAAGCUAACAUAAAUCGGAGUUUCUGCAUUACUGAAAAGAAGAAAACAGAUUUUAGCAGCAGUUAGUUAUCCAGAAAGUCAUUUCUCUUUUUUCCACUGGGCAUCAAAGUUAAGAAAACCUUUCUUGGAGUGUAAAACAAUUUUUAGAAUAUUUUCCAUUAAAUCAAAAUAUUGAAAGUUAUUGGGAUCUAUUAUAUAGCAGAAAAAGGUCUCAUCAACUUUGUUAAGAGUGGACAGAGCCAUCAUUCAAUUUAUUCAUCCAUAAUACUACUCUUACUUUCUUAGUUUUCUUUCCAUCAUCUUUCGUUUCAUGUUCCCAAAGUCUUGAAAUCGGCAGCACUUUGAUUAUAGUGUUUCUUGGAGAAUUGCAUAUUGCAUUGAAUCAUACAAAACAAUAAUGGGUGCCCGUUGCUCCAAAUUCUCAUUCUGCUGGUGGCAUUCCCACCUUAAGCCUCCUGUUCUUCCCUCCUCUGAUGCUGAGAACGGGAAUGCGGAGAAGAAUGAGAAAAAUGCACUGCCCAGUUUCACUGAUUACAGCUUUGAGGAGUUAAAAGCAGCCACGGAUGGUUUCUCGCCGGAAAACAUCGUGUCGGAGCACGGUGAAAAAGCUCCCAAUGUAGUUUACAAAGGCCGGCUUCCGUCUGGCCGUUUGAUUGCCGUCAAACGCUUCAACAAAUCCGCCUGGCCAGAUUCUCGCCAGUUCAUGGUUUCGUUCUCUUCUCUCUUUUUCUUUUCAACAACAAUUGGAAACUCUCUGUUUUCCGGAAAAAGUUUGAACUUUUAUGCAAUAAUGCCAACGAAGUUUUGUCAUUUUGAUGGUUUGAUUUUGUUAUGCAGGAUGAGGCUGGGACGGUCGGGAGCUUAAGGAGUGAGAGAUUGGCUAAUCUUAUUGGAUGUUGCUGUGAAGGGGAAGAAAGGUUGCUGGUGGCAGAGUUUAUGCCUAAUGAAACACUUGCCAGGCAUUUAUUUCAUUGGGAGAAUCAGCCUAUGAAAUGGGCAAUGAGGCUGAGAGUAGCAUUGUAUUUGGCACAAGCUUUGGAGUAUUGCAGCAGCAAGGGAAGGGCAUUGUACCAUGACCUUAAUGCUUACAGAGUUCUGUUUGAUCAGGAUGGAAAUCCUAGGCUCUCUUGCUUUGGCUUGAUGAAGAACAGUAGAGAUGGCAAAAGUUACAGCACAAAUUUGGCUUUCACUCCUCCAGAAUACUUAAGAACAGGAAGAGUAACACCAGAAAGUGUUGUAUACAGCUUUGGGACGAUGUUGUUGGAUCUUCUAAGCGGCAAACAUAUCCCACCUAGUCAUGCACUUGAUCUCAUUCGGGGCAAGAACUUUCUGAUGCUAAUGGAUUCUUGCUUGGAGGGACAUUUUUCUAAUGACGAUGGAACUGAUUUGGUGAGAUUAGCCACCCGUUGUUUACAGUAUGAAGCACGCGAGAGGCCAAAUGCAAAAUCUCUUGUUACUGCUCUCUCGUCACUUCAAAAAGAAUCGGAGGUUCCUUCAUAUGUACUGAUGGGCAUUUCUCACGGUACUGCCAGUCCAGUGGAACCAAUGGUGUUAACUCCAAUGGGAGAAGCUUGCUUGAGGAUGGAUCUCACUGCCAUCCAUGAAAUAUUGGAUAAGGCUGGAUAUAAGGAUGACGAAGGAAUUGCCAAUGAGCUCUCUUUCCAGAUGUGGACAAAUCAAAUGCAAGAAACUCUGAACUCAAAGAAGCAAGGAGAUGCUGCUUUUCGAGCAAAGGAUUUCACUACAGCCAUUGAUGGUUAUACACAGUUCAUUGAUGGUGGAACCAUGGUGUCACCUACUGUGUAUGCCAGAAGGUGUUUGUCUUACCUGAUGAACGAAAUGCCUCAAGAAGCAUUAGGGGAUGCGAUGCAAGCUCACGUAGUAUCACCUGAGUGGCCUACUGCCUUUUACCUACAGGCAGCUGCAUUAUUCAGCCUUGGGAUGGAGAAUGAUGCCCAAGAAUCACUGAAAGAAGCCACAAAGUUUGAGGCUAAAAGGAACAAGAACUGAAAGUGUAUAGGUGUGUUAAGUUUAUUAAAAACAUAUAUAUUAAAUUAUUAAUUACUUCAAGAUUUUGUACCUACCCUGUAUACCCCAGUCAUUCUGCAGCUUUGUAGAACACUUUUAACCAAUAUGAAGAAAAGAGGGGAAAAGAAGAAGAAGAAGAUGGUUUUCUCUUUUGAGUUUUAAUGUUCAGUACUCCCUCCGUCCCAUAAUUAUUAUCCACUUUACCCAAAAAAUUUUGUCCCAAAAUUUUUGUCCAAUUUGACUUUUUAUGGAUCAAGUUACACAUUUGUCCUU
Oldenlandia corymbosa var. corymbosa is the source of this 2388-nucleotide messenger RNA. NCBI's taxonomy places the organism in Eukaryota, Viridiplantae, Streptophyta, Magnoliopsida, Gentianales, Rubiaceae. The record is from the annotation of a GenBank genome assembly.